Macaca mulatta (Rhesus monkey) is the source of this 512-nucleotide messenger RNA. Its product is annotated as X antigen family member 5. NCBI's taxonomy places the organism in Eukaryota, Metazoa, Chordata, Mammalia, Primates, Cercopithecidae. The record is from RefSeq and is a predicted model, not a curated record.
UUGCCCACGUGGUGAACUCCGUGGAGCUUGAGCCUGCAGCUAGUGUCCCUGAGGUCUGGAUUCUUUCUUCCUUACGGAGAGGCGGCAGACUGAAAUAUGAGUUGGCGAGGAAGACGUUAUAGACCAAGACGAUGUUUACGACUUGCUCAGCUGAUUGGGCCUAUGCUUGAGCCCAGUAUGCCAGAACCUCAACAAGAAGAAUCACCAGCUGAAAGUCGGGAUCGUACACCUGGUCAGAAGACAGAAGAAGAUCAGGGUGCAGCUGAGAUUCAAGUUCCUGACCUGGAAGCUGAUCUCCAGGAGUUGUCUCAGUCAAAGACUGGGGAUGAAUGCAGAGAUGGUCCUGGUGUCCUGGGGAAGAUUCUGCCAAAAUCAGAGCAAUUUAAAAUGCCAGAAGGAGGUGAAGGACAACCACAGGUUUAAAUGAAGACAAGCUGAAAAAAUACAAACUGAAUUUUUCUAAGAUAUUUGAUUUUUAAAAAUAUCAAUAAAGUUUUCCUGUUUUCUCCAAA